Pimephales promelas (fathead minnow) is the source of this 1151-nucleotide messenger RNA. It is a transcript of the gene klf10, whose product is annotated as Kruppel like factor 10. NCBI's taxonomy places the organism in Eukaryota, Metazoa, Chordata, Actinopteri, Cypriniformes, Leuciscidae. Gene Ontology annotation, molecular function: RNA polymerase II cis-regulatory region sequence-specific DNA binding; DNA-binding transcription factor activity, RNA polymerase II-specific. Gene Ontology annotation, biological process: regulation of transcription by RNA polymerase II. The record is from RefSeq and is a predicted model, not a curated record.
CUAAACUCAAGAAACGGUGACAGAAUCAUAAUGAGACAUUGGGGUUCAGUCACAAUAAUAAACGAGAGAUAUAAUACAGCAUCAGUAUGUCAUCACUAUCUGAAAUUCAGCGUAUGACAUGCACAGACACCGACAGGAGGCAUUCAGAAGCUGUGGAGGCCCUGAUAUCCAUGAACAUCGACUGGGAGUCCGGGAAUGUCCAGAAGAGGAAAUUUCGGCCCUUGACCCCUUCCUCUGAUGCUUGUGAGGAUUCAGUGUGUUCAGUCGCUGCUGAUUUCCACCAGUCGUCCUUUGGGAGUGAGACAGAGGCCGUGUCGUGCAUGACUCCCCCGUACAGUCCAGACUGUGACCAACACCAGGGGUCAGGGGUCACCAGAUCUCAAGCCAUCAGUGUGAUCCGCCACACGAGUCAAAGCGCCAGUGACUCGGCAGUAAACCUCCAGCCUCUCAGAUCUGAUCCCCCAUCAGCCCCUGCUGCAAUGGUGUCCGAUUCUCCUUCUGGAAGCAUGCCAUCAGUUUCAGUCUUCCAGACGCUUCCACUCUCUCAAUCUUUUGCAAACGUUUGUCAAGCGUCUGUGGUUUUUGUGGGCGGUCUGAUGGCCAAAGGUUCAGUCGUGGUCAUUCUGCCCCCUAAACAAACACCAUCAUGUGGUUUGAAGUUUCCCGCCAUCGCUCCCGCUCCUGUCCACAACUCAUCCACAAACAGACCCACAUCUGAAUCCGCUCCGGCACGGACUCGCGACUACGUCUGCACUCACCCGCACUGUGGGAAAACAUACUUCAAAAGCUCCCACCUGAAGGCACACCUGAGGACACACACAGGUGAGAAGCCGUUCAGGUGCUGCUGGGACGGCUGCUUGAAGCGUUUCGCCAGAUCUGAUGAACUUUCACGUCAUCGGCGCACACACACGGGAGAGAAGCGCUUCGCCUGCCCCGUAUGCCACAGUCGCUUUGUGCGCAGCGAUCACCUGGCAAAACACACACGCCGCCAUCUAACAGCCAAGAGAGCGCCAGUGUGGCAGCAGGAGGUGUGCCAUCUUAACAACAUCACCAGUCUCGGUCGAACCCUGCAGCCUCUGGCUCCCAAGACUGAGAGCUGACAGACCCACACAAGGAGACGUCCUUGUGCAUAUUUUUUUUUAAAUAGUUUA